CAGUCCGACACGAGUCACGAGGCCCUCUCCUGCUCGGCUGCUCUCCACGACUCGCGCGCAGUCCGACACGCUGACUUCAGCCGACCGCCUCCGCCGCCCUCCGGCCUCCCUCAGACGCCCUCCUUCCGGGCCUCCGUUUUCUCGGGAUCGGCCCUGCCUAAGAGAAAUCAAUCCAUCAACAACUUCAUGUUUCCCACUCAAGAAGUUAGGACGAAGUCGAACUCAUCUUUUCUAAGAGCAAAUAUUCCAACUAGUUCUACUCCUAAAAAUUGUAUCUCCUCACCAAGGACCACUAGUGAGGUUCCAACACGAGGACCAUGCAAACAGAUUAAGACUUCACGUAUGGUGCGGACCACAAGACAAAGACUUAAAGUUGUAUACAAUAGAGUGACUAGACGUGCAACUAGUGCGAAGAUGCAUAGUCUACUGGUUCAUGACAUUGGAGCUAUUGUGAGGACACAUUGCCCAAUGGAUACAGGGUAUUGGAGUACGAUUUCUUCUAACUCGAGGACUGACCUCAUAGAUGAAAUAACUACAAACUUUGAUGUGGAUCUACAAGAGAAGGAAAUGAAAGAUUAUAUCUCCGGGCUUUAUGUUGGAAGGUACAUAGAGUUCAAGGCUGAACUGAGUAGAUAUUUCAAGUCAUGCAAAACACUUGACAACGCACUCAAAACACCCCCUCCAGGGAUGCAAGAUAGAAGUCCAGAUGAGUGGACCAAGUUGUGCAAUCAUUUCAUUUCUGAAAAAUUUAUGAAAUCCUCCACAGCAAACACAAGCAACCGUUCUAAGAAAAAACACAAUCACCGCACAGGUUCUCGUCCCAUUGCAUACAUUGUAGAGGAAAUGGCAGCGUUCUAAAUUUCCAGAAGUUGACACAUUUGAAUAUACCUACACUGGAAAAUAUAAGUCUUGGAAGAGUGGCGAAGCUAAGGCUCAACAUGAUGAAAUGCUAGAAAAAACAGAUGAAUAUCUCUUGGAUGUGAUAAGAGAGAAGCAACUUCCUGAGGAUACUCCUUUAGAAGAGGUACAUGUUGAUAAUCCGGAUGCAGGACUUGAUAUUAUGGUUUCCGUUCUAGGUGUAAUGCCCGGGCGGUGAAUUCGUGGAUUAGGAGAUUGGCGUCUUCGGGAUACCAAUUUAAAACAAAAGCAUAUGGAGAAUGAGUUAGCCGUUGAACGUGCUGCAAGAAAAGCUGCUGACAUGGCUCGGUUAGAGACAUAGAAAAGGUUACAUAAAAAAUUGAAGGUUAUGGGAAAUCAGUUCAACUCAACACUGGAGGCAUGGCACACUUCUCUACAACAGUCGUAUAGUAAUGUUCCGGGCUUCAUUCUACCACCUUUUACGGCAUUAUCAGUUGAUGUUGAUGAUGAGCUUGAAGAUGAAUCAUAUGAUCUUGAUUAGGAUAAUCUUGGCCAGGAGUGGUUAUUUUGGUGAUAUUAGAUUACUUUAUUGUAAACUAACUCAAUACUUUUUAAGAUGUUACUUUUGUGUUUCAUUAUGAAAGAAUGAAGAUCAGAGCAUCUAAUGUUUUGUUGUGUACCUGCUACUUCAUAUAUGUGUGUAUGUAUAUAUAUAUAUUGGUCUAGUCAUUCUAUUAAAAUAUAUGUACUUGUUGGUGCAAGAA
Molecule: messenger RNA, 1622 nt
Organism: Cuscuta europaea
Lineage: Eukaryota; Viridiplantae; Streptophyta; Magnoliopsida; Solanales; Convolvulaceae
Source: the annotation of a GenBank genome assembly